Molecule: messenger RNA, 4434 nt
Organism: Lodderomyces jiufengensis
Lineage: Eukaryota; Fungi; Ascomycota; Pichiomycetes; Serinales; Debaryomycetaceae
Exons: 1
Coding region: 1-4434 (1477 amino acids)
Source: RefSeq, a predicted model, not a curated record
AUGAGCAUAUUUGGAUUCAAAAAACCCAAACAUCAAACCCAAAACUCAAAUCAAAAUCAGAAUAAACAAUCACUAAUAUCAACAAUCUACAAUUAUGCAUUUGGAGAACAAGAUAACUUUGACGAAGAUGCAGAUGAUGAUGAAUUUUUAAAUCAAUAUGAAACAUCACAAGAAUAUCAAUCACAAGAAGAACAACUCACUCCUAUAAAAACUCCACAAGUGAAGAUUUUGAAACUUAAUAAUACUCCAGUUUUAGUUAAAAGUAGACAAUCUCCUUUAAUUAAUUCAUCUAAAAUAUUGAAACCAAGAGUUAAAUCAUUGAAGAGAGAAAGUAUUUUAAAACGUCAUUUGAAUGAAAUUAAUACGUCUUUUAAAAAUGAUUCCGAUUUGGAUGUAAGUAGAGAAAUUAGUGACAAUGAAUUGGAUGGAAACAAAAGUAAAUUAUCAAGUAGUAAAAAUGAAAAAGUAUUAAAUUCUCCACCUGAAAAAUCAAACUUAUCAAAACCUACAACUAAAUCAACUCAAUCAACCAAGAAACCUAUUGCAUUAACUCAAACUUCUGAAGAAUCUACUGCAUCAACUCCGUCUAAAAAGUCAAAAGUAUUAACCAAAAAUGAGAAAGCCGAAUCAAAAGCGACAGCAACGCCAAAACAAUCAGUAGCAGAACUGAAAUCAACACCAUUGAAGAAAAACAAUGUUAAUAAAUCAAAGACAACUAGUCUAAAAAAAUCAAAUUUACCAACCACAACAAUUUCCAAAGUUCCAAGCACUCAAGCUACCUCGACACCUUCGGAAACACAACCAAAAGUCAACCCAACCAUCAAAAAACCGUCACCACAAGAUAUUUAUAACUUAAUGCAUAAAGUUGGAUCAAUCCCACCAACUAGAACUAAUAAACUUAUAGAUUUAGCUCCCAAGUUUUCUGAUAAUACAAAUUCGAAUAAUGUAUCAGGUCCUGCAAUUUCAUCAAAUAAAACUUCAAUCGAACUGACUUCAAUUGAACCAAUACCAUAUAAAUCAAAACCAACAAGUUCAACUCCAAAAAAAUCUUCCUCAAUUAAAUUAAAGUACGGCAAAUCACAAACUCCCGUUGAAUCCUCUCCUCAAAUGUCAGAUCACUCACCUCAUUCAAUAAUAUUUGAUCAACUACAAAACUCAAGUAAAAUACAAACUCCAAAAAAACUACAACAACCUAGAGAAUCUCAACCACAAGCUAAAACUCAACCUCCACCAAAAAGAUCAAGAAGGGAAGUUCCAAGGAUCUCAGCAUCUCCAGAAGAUUCAAGUAAUGAUACCUCAAUGAAAACAGCUCCAAAUGAAGUACAAACUCCACAACCUAAAAGAGCUCAACCAAAAAGACCAAUUCCUUCAAAAACUCCACAAAAACUACAAGCCAAAAUUACAAAUUCAAAACCUACAACUAAAAGUAAAAAGAAGAAACAAGAAUCAUCACCCCCAUAUGAAAACGAUACAACUUCUACAAUUUUUAUAUCAUCUGAUUCAUCUACUUCAUCACUUGAUCAAACUUUGAAACAAUCACCAACUGCACAGAAUAUAGUAACUACACCAACUGAACAAAGUCCUGAAAAUUCACCAAUUGAAAAAGAUUUAGAAAAUGACAUUUUAUCAUUAGCAGGUCAUAAUGAAGAUCAAGAUGAACAAUUUUUCUCAACAAAAGAAUCCCCUGAAGAUGAAAUAGAUGAAGAUAUAGAAGCAGCUGUUGAAAAUGAAGUACUGAAUCAUUUCUUUUUAAAAACUAGAGAUUAUGAAAUAUCACAAUCACCAAUGCCUCAAACUCAUGUAUCAUCAAUCAAUCCUCAAUUAACUGAUAUUUCACAGUUCAAUCAUGAUGAAGAUGAUGAUCAACCACCAGUAUACACUACUUCUCAAGAAAAUCCAUUUUUGGAAACUCAUGAUUCAAUUAGUGACGAGGAAGAAGAAGUUAAAGGUGUAGCAUUAACAAGUCCGUUUGAAUCUAACCCAAAGCUUAAAGCCAAAUCAAUUAUUGAAUUACAAGAAGACUCACCUAAAAAGAGUAAAGGUUUAAGUCAAUUAUUCCAAAAGACAUAUAAGCAGACACCAUUACCUGCACCAAAACAAUCAUCAAAAUUAGACCAAGAAGAUGAAUCACUAAGUAGCUACGACCAUGAUACUGAACAAGCCCCAACUGCAUUCAUCAUAAUCCCAGCAGAUAAAGUUGAUGAUUACAAACCAAUUGAUCAUGCAACAAACCCAUUUUCACCAAAGCAAAGCAUAUUAUCACCAAGUAACAACACUAACAAAAUAAUUACACCAACAAUAUCAACUACUGCCAACUUAGUUACAUCGAAAUCGAGUUCAAUCGAACCAAAACACGUCUCAAUAGCGGAACAAAUAAAAAAAUUAAAUCAACUUCGUCAACAUAGCAAGAAAUCUCAAACUCCAGAGCUUAAUUCAUUACCUUUAAAUUUUGAUGGUGUUGUUGAAAAUUCACCAAAAUUAGGUAAAUCAUUUUCCAGAUUAUUAAAUAGGUCAAAAAUUGAGAAACCAAAUUCAAAAUUUUCAAGAACACUACCAGCGGGUAAAUCAACAACUAAACCGGAAGAUGCUUCAUCUCCCAAGCAAACAGAGGUUAUGCAUCAACCAACUGAACCAAAUUAUACAUCAUCACCUAGAAAUCUUCUAGAGUUUGGAGAUGCUUCAAAUCUAGAAAAAACUAGCGUCGAUUUACCUUUAUACGAUACCAAAGAAUCAGAAAAUGAACAAGCUACAAAAACUAAGGAAGAUAACGAAGGUAAAGAAGUUGAACAAGAAGAUUCGAUAAUUUGCACACCAACAACAGUAAUAAUAGAAGAUGGUAUAAAAGGUAUAACUCAAUCAAUAACUCAAGUACCAAAACCUUUAAAUAAUACUGAAAUUUUAAAAAAUGAAUCUAAAAGUUUCCAAAAAGAUGGUACAAAAAAUGAUGAAAAUCAAGGUGAUCAAUUAGCUAAUGAUGAAGAUGAAAAUAUUGCUGAAGUUACAGAAGCUGAAUUUAGUCAUAAUGUUAUUGUAUCUGCAUAUGAAGAGGAUAGACAAAGAGCUUUAAAAUUACAACAACAACAAAAUCAAAAAGAAAAUGCAACUACAGAGUUAUCCCGUGAAAAAGAUAGGCAGAACUCUUUAAUGUUGUUACAACAGAUUCAAAAUGAGAGUGAAACUGAUGAUUUACUACUCGAAGAAGAUAGACGAAAAGCCUUGACUUUACAAAAACAAGUUCAAAAAGAUAGAGCUAAGGUUAGAACUUCACCAAGAAUUGAAAAUCUUACUAAUCCUAUCGAUGUACCAACUCAUAAAUUAGCGAGUGAGAAAAAUGAACAAGAAUUAGUACAGGAUUUGGAAGAGGACGAAAAUUCUUCGGAGAUAAUUAAUGUGUUAAAAAACCUACAAUCAGCUCCGAAGAAAAGAGUAUCAGAAGUACAAACCCCAAACACCAACAAAAGAAGAAAAAGAGUCAGUAUAAAAAGAGGUAAAUACAUUUCCAUCAUAAAUUCUUCAGAUGAUGAAGAUGACGCAGAUGAAAUAAUUGAAGAAGAUUUCACCAAUGUUGUUGAAGAAGAAAACAUAUCAGAUGGUUCAGAUGAUAUUUAUCAAGCUUGGAAUAGUGAUAGAGAAAUCCCAGAUGAAUCUGAAAUUUCAAUUCUGAGAAAUUCAAGUUUCGCAUCAUCUAUGAAUGAACAAAAGGAUAAUGAUAUGGUAACAUCAACUCAAGAAAAUUCAACCGAAAAAGAUCUGCUGGGUUUAAAUGCAAAUGAAACUCAAAUUAAUAAUUCAAUAGAAAGACCUUUGAGUCAAUGGGAAUUAAUUUAUAGAUCAAAUUCAUCAAUUGAAAAAUCUUCAUUAUCACAAAAUGGCAUAUUAGGAUCAAAGCAAAAUUCUCAAGAGAAACAAAGUUCAUUAAAUCAUGGCUUUACAACUCAUUCACAACCUGAACUUUGGCAUUCGAGAAGUUCACAACCCAAACCACAACCACCACAUUCUCAAGGUUUUAAAAUUUAUUCACAUCAAGAACUUUUAUCAUUAAGUCCCAACCAAAAAAAUUCAGUUGAAUUAUCGGAUCUUACAAAUAAUUUUACUCCAGGAACUAAAGGGGAUGUUCAAAUAGAUAAAACAAAUUCACAAAUAGAAUCAUCAAAAUCAAGCAAUACUAAUAAAACUCAAAACGAAAAAAUAAACUCAAGUCAAUCAAUCCACUCACCAGUAAACAAAAUCACAGAUAAAUUAGAAAAUAAUGAAGAACAACAAAAACCAACAACAACAACAGAAUUUAUGACAAAUAUACCACAUAUUGAUGGACCAAAUUCAGAUUCUCCAACGAAACCUCAAAAGGAAAAUUUCGUAACUUCAAAAAACAAGAGAAAACAAGCUCAACAAAGAAAGAAAUUUAGGUCAUUAAUUCGUGAAAAUGUAAUAUAA